Messenger RNA from Carassius auratus (goldfish), 1929 nucleotides. Its product is annotated as carbonic anhydrase 4. The transcript has 9 exons. Gene Ontology annotation, cellular component: plasma membrane. Bases 207 to 1193 code for a protein of 328 amino acids. Lineage: Eukaryota; Metazoa; Chordata; Actinopteri; Cypriniformes; Cyprinidae. The record is from RefSeq and is a predicted model, not a curated record. Gene Ontology annotation, molecular function: zinc ion binding; carbonate dehydratase activity.
UGUACCUUUAAAGCUUUUGUGUGGAAAGCUUUAGAAGUAAUUGUUCAGAGUAGGGUUUUGGCUGGGCUUUGGCUGUUCACUAAAAGAGAGAAAUUUGAUAUAAUUAAGUAAUAUGGUAAGGGAGCAAUGGUAUAAUCUACAACUGAAUAUUUAAAAAAAAAAGAUUCUAUGUUUUUACUUGUUAUAGUUACCUGUACAGUGUUUGUAUGGUGUCGUACAGAAUGAAAAUGAAUGCUUUGUUCAUGACCUGCUUUGCAGCUUCUCUGUUUCCUUUGUCAUAUGGCGCACCAAUAUCCAUGGAUUGGUGUUAUCACAUGCCAUCAUGUAGUGAUGUCGUUUGGCCCAUAAUUGCAGAAAAAGACUGUAAUGGAACACAACAGUCUCCAAUAGACAUCAUAACCACCAAUGUUGAGGCUAAUGCUAAUCUGACCUCCUUCAUCUUCACUGGCUAUGACGACGACACAACUUUGACUGAGAUUAAAAACACUGGCACCACAAUUAAAGUUACACUAGAUCAUGAGAAAAUGCAUGUGGAAGGAGGGGAUCUGCCAGGCUUGUUUGCCAGUACGCAGUUUCAUCUUCACUGGGGUAAUGGUAGUUUCAUGCCUGGAUCUGAACACAUGGUGGAUGGAAAACAAUACCCUAUGGAGCUGCACGUCGUGAAUAAGUUUGUACAUAAUGGUUCAACUAUAUUGGCUGUUCUUGGUUUCUUCAUUGAGGCCACUUAUGACACGGGCAAACCAGAGAGCUGGAAGACCUUGACCUCUUACUUGUCAGAUAUCGCCAAUGCAGGUGAUAAAGCAUGCAUCACUCAAUAUAUCUCCAUGGAUGAUUUGCUUUCUGGAGUUGACAGGACUAAGUAUUACCGUUAUCUUGGCUCUUUGACCGUACCAAACUGCAAAGAAGGUGUGAUUUGGACCGUUUUCAAAGACCCCAUCAAAGUCAGUUGGGAUUUGAUCGACCUGUUCAGUACGAGUGUUUACAUAAAGGCAACCGACUCUCCCCUAAUGGUGGACACAUUCAGAAGUGUUCAACCGGUCAAUGGCAGGAUUGUGACGUCACAGGUGGCUGGUACCAGAGCUAUUGGUCCUGUUUUACAAAUGGCAUCCGGUUUGGACUUUCUAGACCUCUCUUCUGAAAUCCAUACCCCUGAACCUUACAUUGAGUUUGAUUUAGAAACCACAUACUGGUAGGAUUGAGUGGGUUGACAAUCAUGCUAAGUGAUUUAUUUUAACAGAUUGUGAAAAAAGACUACUUUUAACAAUUAUACUUGUUCUGUAUAUGUCUGGUAAAAAGCCAGAUAUAGCCCGUUUUAUUGAAAAGUAUUUUAUGAUCUCUUGCUAGUUCAUGUAUGCAUUCAUCUUAAUUUUGUUCCGACACCACUUAAGUUACUACUUUAGCUCCAUGGGUAUGUAUAAAUUGUUUUGGUGGGGUGUUUUUGCUCAACAUUUGGCAUCUUUUAAUGCCUUUCUCAAUUCAGCACUUAUAAGCUUUUAGGUUCGUACUGUAGUUAAAGGUGCAGAAUCCUCAUUUAAGAGUAAAUGGGGAGCUAAAGCCAUAUUGUAAUCUUAGUUUGGCAAUACUAGUUUGGUUAAUGCAAAGACGUGUGAGGGUUUGCAAUUUAGCAUAUGUAGUUUCGACUCCUUUCCAGUAGCACUUUUUCUUCCACAACCACCCCCCCCACCCACACACACACACGCGCGCGCACAUACAGCUUGAAGUUCACACCUCGGAGUAUCACUUUGGUUUUGCAUUAAUAUGUAUGGUAUAUGAACAAGCAGUUUGGUGUUCUUUUAAAUGUUAGUCUGUCCUCACCAAUGUGUAACUGGUUUCUCAAAACACUUGUGCUUUGAUUUCAACAAAUCCAUAAACCUUUUUGUCUUAGCCAUUUUAAUGUUACACAAAAUAAAGGUCUCAUUCUUAAUCGAA